CAGAAAUGCAUGAAGUUUAAUGUGGAGUCUCCCAUCUGGUUGUCUAAACAACGAAUCCUCUGCACACUCAACCAGAGCUUGAAGGAUGUGCUAAACUAUGGCCUCUUUCAGCCUGCGUACAAUAGCAAAGCCGGGAAGUUCCUGGAUGAGCAGCGAACACUGAAAGAAUACCCACUUCCCGCCAUCUCUCCUGUCCCGUACCUAGAGUUUCGCUACAAGAGGCGAGUGUACACACAAUCUCACCUGGAUGAAAAACAGCUGUCGAAGCUUCACACUAAGGCUAACUUGAAGAAGUUUAUGGAAUAUGUUCAACAAAGGAACGUUGAGAAGGUAUCAAAGUUUCUGGAGAAAGGGCUCGACCCAAACUUCCACGACCCAGAGACCGGAGAAUGUCCAUUGACAAUGGCGUCGCAGCUGGAAGGUUGUGCAGAGCUCAUAAAGGUUCUGAAGGAAUAG
Messenger RNA from Sinocyclocheilus rhinocerous, 456 nucleotides. RefSeq names its product SH3 and multiple ankyrin repeat domains protein 3-like. Gene Ontology annotation, molecular function: ionotropic glutamate receptor binding; synaptic receptor adaptor activity. Lineage: Eukaryota; Metazoa; Chordata; Actinopteri; Cypriniformes; Cyprinidae. Gene Ontology annotation, cellular component: postsynaptic membrane; dendritic spine; postsynaptic density. The transcript is spliced from 4 exons. The record is from RefSeq and is a predicted model, not a curated record. Bases 10 to 456 code for a protein of 148 amino acids.